AUGAAAAAGGACUCAAAUCGGAUCGAGAGUUGGAACACCGGCCGUCAGCCUCGACGCUCCGACAGGGUCAAUGCGCUGAGAUCGUCUUGGCGAUCAGUUGGAAGCUGCCGGCGCCUGGGUGCUCAAGUGUCUUGCGAGCCAUCGAGGAAAGCCCCUUUCGGAAGCCAAGGAGAUGGCUUGUUAGGCAGUUUGGGCAAUGCCCCGCCUUCGCCCCUCUACGCGGGACCGGGGUCCGGGCGUUUCGCCCACUUAGACCGGACCAAGACGGAGCCCACGAGACCGGACGUGUGCCACGGUGCUCAGCUGUCGUAG
Molecule: messenger RNA, 312 nt
Organism: Durusdinium trenchii
Lineage: Eukaryota; Dinophyceae; Suessiales; Symbiodiniaceae
Source: the annotation of a GenBank genome assembly